This is a messenger RNA of Pyrus x bretschneideri (Chinese white pear), 436 nucleotides long. RefSeq lists its product as uncharacterized. Lineage: Eukaryota; Viridiplantae; Streptophyta; Magnoliopsida; Rosales; Rosaceae. The transcript has a single exon. Bases 56 to 304 code for a protein of 82 amino acids. The record is from RefSeq and is a predicted model, not a curated record.
ACCAAAACCAUCAUUAUUUUUACUUACUAAAUUCGAAACAAUUACUCAGCGAGCAAUGGCAAGCAUCCCGAACCACGAAAACUCAUGGGCCGAUCAGUGGGACUACAACCCCGACCCUCUUCCUGCUUCCUACACCAAGAGCUCCGGCGGCGGUGCAAAGGCGAAAUAUGGUAAAAAAGUGGAGGAAGGGUUUGGGAAGACGAAGGCAGUUGCAGCAAACGGCAUGAACAAAGUGAAGGUCGGGACUCAAUUUGGGUUCCACUGGAUCAAGGACAAGUGCCACAAGACUACCGGAAAACAGUAGGGCUACGUACAUAGCUACACAGCUUGAUCGUUCUCUGAUUUUUGUGACCUUCUGUUUGUUGUUUUUGUUGUAUAUUUUGUACACGGAUUUGAUUGUUUAUACUCUGGUUAAUAAAUGAUUUUUUGAUUUGUA